Messenger RNA from Aspergillus affinis, 549 nucleotides. Its product is annotated as DUF1772 domain-containing protein. The transcript is spliced from 2 exons. NCBI's taxonomy places the organism in Eukaryota, Fungi, Ascomycota, Eurotiomycetes, Eurotiales, Aspergillaceae. The record is from RefSeq and is a predicted model, not a curated record. Bases 1 to 549 code for a protein of 182 amino acids.
AUGAGCUCAUAUCCCCCAGGAGUUCGCGUCGCCCAGGUUGUCGGCUUGACUGGCUCUGCCUGGUUAGCUGGAAACAUCUCCGCUCUAAGUGUAAACGCCAUCCCCGCUCUCCUCAAAUCCCACCGCGAAGACGGCACGCCUCUAAACAUCAUCCUGCGCCAAUACCGCAACCUCUACGACAACGGCCACGCCCAGAACCCGCCCAUCGCGGUCCUCACGGCCUCUGCGUUCGGGUACCUCGCGUAUGCAGUGCAUAACGGCGUCUCGGUGUCUGCGUUGACGACGCGCGAGAGCGCCAUCUUGUAUGUGGCGUCGGCGGUGCUGACGAUUGGGAUUGUGCCGUGGACGGUGGUCGCUAUGACGGGCACGAAUAGGGAGUUGUUGGAGAUGGCGGAUGCUGGGGUUGUGGUUGAGAAGGAGGAUGAGAAGAAAAAGGUCCUGGGGGGUUUGGAGAGAUGGGUUGUGUUGAAUGGGGUGAGGAGCCUGUUUCCGCUUGUUGGGGGUAUUGUGGGCGUUGUUGCGGGUAUGGGAUGGCCGGUUCUUGCGUAG